Molecule: messenger RNA, 1695 nt
Organism: Dictyostelium discoideum AX4
Lineage: Eukaryota; Evosea; Eumycetozoa; Dictyosteliales; Dictyosteliaceae
Exons: 2
Coding region: 1-1695 (564 amino acids)
Source: RefSeq, a predicted model, not a curated record
AUGGAUGAACAUAUUAUAAGAUUAUAUGAUAUUAAUGGUAAAGAAGCAAUUCAAAUUAAUGGUAGAUGGUUAGAUGUUUUAGGAUAUUCAGAAUUAGCAACACAAGCAGAUUCAUUAGGUAUACCACAAGCAUUAACACAUUGUCCAAAGAUACAGAUCUAUAAUAAAGUUUUAUCAUUAGUUAAAGAAACAAGGGAAGAAAGUGAAGUACCAGUUGAUUUAAUACCAUGUGAUUGUUUAAUUUGUUUAAAAGGAUUACCCAAAUCAUUUAAAUCGGGUGAUAGUGGCAGUACAAUUCAAAUUUGGCAAGAACGUUUAAAGAUUAUAAUGUUUGUAGUCUGUCACCAACAAGAAAAACAUGGUAAAGAAUUGGAGAAAGAAUUACAAGACCGUGGUUUUAAAAAGAAUUCAAGUAUUAAAAAAAUAUUGGGUUCAAAGAAAUCCUAUAUACAUAUAAACGAGAUCACCUAUUUCCUUGAUACUCAUUCCUCCAUAUUAAAAGUAAAUUUAGAAGAAUCUUGGAAAUCCGCUUUAGUUAAUGGUAAAGAUUUCAUCUCUGGUUUCGAUAAAUUUAAUAUCAAAGGUUAUUGGACACUUGCAAAUUUAGAGGAUCCUUUUUCACCAACUUAUAAUUUCGUCUCAAAUUCAUCUGCAAUUUUACCAAUUAAAAAUAAUAAUAAUAAUAUUAAUAAUAUAAAUAAUAGUAAUAGUAAUAGUGAUAAUAAUAAUGAUAAAAGUAAUAAUGAUAAAAGUAAUAAUAAUAAUAAUAAUAAUAAUAAUAAUAAUAAUUAUAGUAUGGUUGUUUAUAAUAAUAGUAAUGAUAAUAUUGAUAAUAAUAAUAAUGAUAAUAAUAAUGAUAACAAUUUAAAUUAUAAUGAUCUUAAUAAUUCACCAACUAAAAAAACAUGUGGGGGUAUUACAAAGACAGGGAAACCAUGUGCAAAAAUUGGAUUUUGUAGUUUUCACAUGAUAAGAAAGUUAGAUGGUACUUUUGAAAUUCCACCAUCAAUAAAUAAUAAUAAUAAUAAUAAUAAUAAUAAUAAUAAUAAUAAUAAUAAUAAUAAUAAUAAUAAUAAUAAUAAUAAUAAUAAUAAUAAUAAUAAAUUAAAUAUUAAUUCUGAAAAUAAUAAAAAUAAUAGCGAUGAAGAUACUGAUACUGAUAGUGGUAGUGAUGAAUAUGAAAGUGUUGAAAAUGAAAAAAAUAGAAAAAGGAAAAGAAUUAGUUGGAAUGGUAGUAGUCCUAAUAAUAAUAAAACUCAAAAUUAUAUUUCACAAACAACAUUUAAAGUUAGAGAACUCGAAAAAAGAAUUUUAGAUAAUUUUAAUUUUUAUAGAUUCAUUCUUAAAUUUGAACAAUAUGGAUAUCGUUUACCACGUGAAUUUGUUAGAUUCAUUGCAUUAAAAGUAAUUUGUGAUGAAACUGGUGAAAAUCAUGAAUCAACAAUUUUACAACCUCCGAAAUUGAUUGAAGAAUUUUGGAUUCAAAUCAUUUUAACAAGUUUGGAAUAUAAUAGAUUAUUAAAGAUUAUAAAUGUUGAAAAGAUAAGAUAUGAUCCAGAUCUUUUAUUAGACGAACCUCCAAUUCAGAGAAAACGAUAUGAAAAAACCCUCCAAUUGUAUAAAAAGUAUUUUAGAUUUGAUAAAUUUGAUUCAGAAAUUUGGAAAGAAAACUAUCUUUUAGAAAGUAAUGAUUAG